This is a messenger RNA of Glycine soja, 982 nucleotides long. Its product is annotated as homeobox-leucine zipper protein ATHB-22-like. Gene Ontology annotation, biological process: positive regulation of DNA-templated transcription. NCBI's taxonomy places the organism in Eukaryota, Viridiplantae, Streptophyta, Magnoliopsida, Fabales, Fabaceae. Gene Ontology annotation, cellular component: nucleus. Gene Ontology annotation, molecular function: sequence-specific DNA binding; DNA-binding transcription factor activity, RNA polymerase II-specific. Bases 184 to 885 code for a protein of 233 amino acids. The transcript has 3 exons. The record is from RefSeq and is a predicted model, not a curated record.
GAGAAAGGCAUGUAGAGAGGUAGCCUUUGGCCUCUCAUAAUAACAAGUCAGAAGCAUAGUGCCACAACUCACUGGCUUAGCCAAACUCGUUAUACACCUUUUCUAUCUUCUCUCUGCCUAUGUGGUCCAUCCCAACCCAGUGAAGCCCUUGAUCAGGCCAUAUAAGACAGAUCAAUUUUGCAGAUGGAAUUGAAAGAAAGAGAUCUAGACAGGGAACUGGAGACAGAUAUGGAUUGGCAUCACGGCACAAAGCCACUUGUUCCUCGGCCAGAGACCUUAAGCUUCUUCUACAACUAUAACUACAACAGUCCAUAUCCAGGAGUGGAAGUGAAACAAGCAGCAUUGAUGGAGACAGGAGAAGGGUCAGUUCCAGCAUUAAUGGACAGCAGAAACAAAGAGAAGAAGAAGCGAUUAACAAAUAACCAGAUAGAGUUAUUGGAGAGGAGUUUUCAGGAGGAGAUAAAGUUGGACCCUGAAAGGAAGAUGAAGCUUUCCAGGGAGCUAGGCCUUCAGCCUCGCCAAAUCGCCGUUUGGUUCCAAAAUAGACGAACAAGGUGGAAGACCAAGCAGCUUGAGCACUUGUACGAUGUGCUUAAACACCAAUAUGAUGUCGUCUCCAACGAAAAGCAAAAGCUUCAAGAAGAGGUUAUGAAGUUGAAGGCAAUGCUAAGUAAAGAGCAAGGUUUUGGGAAGCAAACAUUUGGCUGUUAUACAGAAAUAUCAGGGGAAGAAACAGUAGAAAGCACGUCAGAGGGUCUAACUCUAAGGGGAAAGAGUAACAUUGAGCACGUUGCAGAUCAAGGCUACUGUUCUUUCACUGUGGAGGAUUAUAACACCACUGUUUCACUGCCUCCUCACUGUCACUGGCCUGCUGUGCCUUAUUAGUUAUUAAUUAAUAUUAUCCCUGAUUAAUCUUCCACAACUUUGAACUUGAACUCUGUGAGUACUCAGCUUAAUUAAUAUUAUAGUGUUCUAGCAAGAA